This is a messenger RNA of Lethenteron reissneri (Far Eastern brook lamprey), 1204 nucleotides long. Its product is annotated as probable inactive peptidyl-prolyl cis-trans isomerase-like 6. The record is from RefSeq and is a predicted model, not a curated record. Gene Ontology annotation, biological process: protein peptidyl-prolyl isomerization. Lineage: Eukaryota; Metazoa; Chordata; Hyperoartia; Petromyzontiformes; Petromyzontidae. Gene Ontology annotation, cellular component: cytoplasm. Gene Ontology annotation, molecular function: peptidyl-prolyl cis-trans isomerase activity.
ACCAUGGAGACUGAGGCUCGAACACAACAACAACAACCGUGCCAGGCUAGGUGCACCUUGAGGCUGCCACGUGAAGUGUCGAACGCCCGCUGGCAGGAGGAGGUCACGGGGCAGACCCAGCAGGUGCCACGGGUCGACUGACCGAGAUGACCGAGAUGACUGGCUGAUGCACCACCUGUGCCCCCUACUGUGCCAACUUGCUGUGCUUUAGCCACCCGGCGCUCCGCUCGUUGUUGUGAGCGUCGCUCCUCCGCCCUCCGUUGUUGUUGGAGGGCGACUGCCUCCAACUGCCCAGUAGCCUCAAGGUGCACCUAGCCUGGCACUGCCUAGUAGCAGCAGUAGCGUCCUUCACGAGCCUCCUCCUCCACAGAGGCCGAUCUUGACACUGCUGGUACCAGUCAUCGGCGCCAUCAUGGAUUGCGUCUUCAUGGACGUCGCCAUGGACGGCGAGCCGGCUGGACGCCUUGUCUUUGAGCUCUUCACGGAGCUCUGCCCCAGGACUUGCCACAACUUCCGAGCUCUGUGCACGGGCGACGGCUCGCAGGGUUCGCCCUCGUACAAGGGGUCACUCGUCCAUCGCGUCGUGCCCAACGGGUGGAUUCAGGCGGGAGACAUCACGGCAGGCCGAGGGAAUGGAGGCACCUCCAUCUACGGACCCACGUUUGAGGACGAGAGCUUCGCAGUGAGCCACUCGUGCCGAGGGGUUCUGGGAAUGGCGAACUGCGGGCGCCACUCAAACUCGUCGCAGUUCUACGUCACCCUGCAGCCGGCGCCCUGGAUGGACCGCCAGUUCGUCGCCUUUGGGUGAGUUGCCUCCGAACCAACAGGCCGACAACAACAACAACAACGACAACAACAACGACAACAACGACAACGACGACAACAACGACAACGACAACAACAACGACAACAACAACAACGACAACAACGACAACGACAACGACGACAACAACGACAACAACAACAACAACAACAACGACAACAACAACAACGACAACAACGACAACACCAACAACGACAACAACAACAACGACAACAACAACAACGACAAUAACAACAACGACAACAAUGACAACAACGACAACAACAACAAUGACAACAACAACAACAAUGACAACGACAACGACAACAACGACAACGACAACAACAACGACAACAACAACAACGACAACGUCGCCAUCGACAACACACAGCCGCCAGUCGC